Molecule: messenger RNA, 420 nt
Organism: Helianthus annuus (common sunflower)
Lineage: Eukaryota; Viridiplantae; Streptophyta; Magnoliopsida; Asterales; Asteraceae
Product: protein FAR1-RELATED SEQUENCE 5-like
Exons: 1
Coding region: 1-420 (139 amino acids)
Source: RefSeq, a predicted model, not a curated record
AUGGAGCCACGUAUCAUAUUUCAAACCCUAAGAAAGCAGUUCCCCGACAGCAUGCACGUUAAGAAAGACGUGCAAAAUGCGGUACAAAAAAUUAGAGCGACAAUAAUGGACGGAAAGAAUCCUAUUCAGGCACUGGAAAACCUGCUGCAUGACCGCCGAUUCAUUUACGACACCCGACAGGAUCCCAAAACAGAUGUCGUAACAGUGAUUUUCUUUGUUCAUCCUUAUUCAAUCACUAUGUGGCGUGCAUUCCCGCACGUGAUGUUGAUCGACGCGACCUACAAAACAAACCUCUACAACAUGCCAUUUGUCCAGGUUGUGGGUAUGACGUCGACUGGGAAGUCUUUUUGUAUCGCACAUGCCGUUAUUUGUAAAGAACGAAGGGGUAACUACGUGUGGGUGCUUGAGAAUAUUACAUGA